Closterium sp. Naga37s-1 is the source of this 849-nucleotide messenger RNA. The record is from the annotation of a GenBank genome assembly. NCBI's taxonomy places the organism in Eukaryota, Viridiplantae, Streptophyta, Zygnematophyceae, Desmidiales, Closteriaceae.
AUGCGUGCGACGCAAGAUUACCUUUCGGAUGUCGAAUACGAUGUGUUCAAGCAUUUCCGCCUCAUAAAGGUAGACGAGGGGAAAUCGCAGCAGUACGAGUGCAAAUUCUGCUGCAAUGUUUUUCCUGGUGCCGCCAUAUGCUGCGCGAAGCAUUUGGCGAGUUGGAAGAAGAUGAAGCGCCGCGAAGUGGCGCUAUGCAAGGAUGCCCCCUCUGAAGUUCGGGCUGCCAUGCGGAAGAAGUACAAGGCUAAGGCUGCAGCGGCGGAUCAGCGCCGCCAGGCGACAUCGGAUGCCAUUGCAUUGGUCACUAGCGGCGGAAAGAGGAGCCGCAUAACUGACUACUUGGAGUCGGAUGCGGCAGCUGGGAAGCGCGAUGCACAUGAGGCGUUCGCGCUCAUGUUCGUGGGGUGUCGCAUCCCGGAGCGCAUCGCGGAGCACCCUCUCUUCAUCAACGCCGUCUGUGCCAUUAGGGACGCCAACACAGGAUACGUCCCCCCUAAGAAGGGGUUCAUUGGCACGGCGGGCUUGCAACUCGUGGACUGCCGCAUGGAGACCAAAACCGGGGGUUAUGUCGCCAGCAUCCUCAGGCCCGUGGUGGAGGAGGUCCGUCCGGAGAACGUGGUGGCGUUCUGCAUAGGCGGUGGGUCCAACUACGCGGUGGCGUGCAACGAGUUGAUCGCGGAAUGGCCGCACAUUCAACACGUGCCAUGCGGCACCCACGUCAUGGACCCCUACAUGGAGGACGUCGGCAAGAUGCCGUGGGCCAAGAAGGAGGUGGACCCUGCGGGCGAGAAAAUCUCCUUUGUCCGCAACCACCACUGGACGAGGGGGGUACUUGAGGACCCCUGA